Panthera uncia (snow leopard) is the source of this 1547-nucleotide messenger RNA. It is a transcript of the gene MESP2, whose product is annotated as mesoderm posterior bHLH transcription factor 2. The record is from RefSeq and is a predicted model, not a curated record. The coding region runs from base 71 to 1192 and encodes 373 amino acids. Gene Ontology annotation, cellular component: nucleus. The transcript has 2 exons. NCBI's taxonomy places the organism in Eukaryota, Metazoa, Chordata, Mammalia, Carnivora, Felidae. Gene Ontology annotation, molecular function: RNA polymerase II cis-regulatory region sequence-specific DNA binding; DNA-binding transcription factor activity, RNA polymerase II-specific; protein dimerization activity. Gene Ontology annotation, biological process: mesoderm formation; somite rostral/caudal axis specification; heart morphogenesis.
UCCGGAUAAAAGCUCAGGCCUGGAGGUGGCCGGCCCAGCCUCCCAGAGCCCGCAGCAGCCAGCCGCGGCCAUGGCCCAGUCCCCUCCUCUGCACAGCCUCCUGGGCCAAGACCACUGGAUCUUCCCCCAGGGUUGGGGCUGGGCCGGCCACCCGGACUCCACGUCCCCUGCCUCCUCCUCGGACUCGUCGGGCUCCUGCCCCUGCGAUGGCUCCCGCGGCCCCUCGCAGCCCGCGCCCCAGGCCCGCGGCGCCCGCGCCGCAGAGGCCGCCCCGACGGCGCCCGGACGAGCCCGCAGCGGAGCCGCCGCCGGGCAGCGGCAGAGCGCCAGCGAGCGCGAGAAGCUGCGCAUGCGCACGCUCGCCCGCGCCCUGCACGAGCUGCGCCGCUUUCUGCCGCCGUCCGUGGCGCCCGCCGGCCAGAGCCUCACCAAGAUCGAGACGCUGCGCCUGGCCAUCCGCUACAUCGGCCACCUGUCGGCGGUGCUGGGCCUCAGCGAGGAGGGCCUGCAGCGCCGGCGGCGGCGGCGCAGCGACGCGGCGGUGCCUCGGGGCUGCCCGCUCUGCCCCGACGGCGGCCCCGCGCAGACGCAGACGCAGACGCAGGUGCAGGCGCGCGCCCCGGCGCUGGGCUCAGCCGCCAGCCCCUCCGCGUCCUGGGGGUCCCCGCCGGCGUGUCCCGAAGCACUAGCGGCCCCCGAGCGCCUGGGGAGCAGGAUACCUGACACGGGUCCCUGGGUUACACCCCCUUACCACCCUGGGAUGCAGUCGCCCCCGCAACUGUCCCGAGGGAGAGGCCCCGACGGGGCCCUUUGGACACCGCCCCAGGGCUGUUCAGGAACGCAGCCGUCCCCAGAGUCCAGGAAUCAGGCUACACCCUGGACGCCUUCCCCCGCGGCCCCUGAGCUGGCUGUAAUAUACCAGGGUAUCUCUGUGUCUCCAGAGUCCUGUCUGUUGCCAGAAACGCCACCCCUCCUGUCCCGCCCAGCAUGCCAGAGACUCCAGCCUCAGACCGGGUGGGGUGGCUGGAGCCACAGCGCAGAGAUGCUCCCCGGUUCAGAAGACCAGGGACCAGGCCCUGCCUUCCAGCUCGGUGAUGAGAGCCCUUCCCAGAGCUCAGGCGCGCAGCUCAGUGGCUGCCCUGAACUUUGGCAAGAAGAUUUGGAGGGGGCCCACCUGGGCAUCUUCUACUAAAGGCCUUGCGCUGUCCCCUUGUCGGCCAGGAGUCAGGCCUCCAGGGUGGGCUGCCCUCCAUCUGCUGCCUCUGAGGUCUUCAAGGUUUUUUUGUUUUUGCUUUUUUUUAAACCAAGCAUCUCUUUUCCAAGGGAUGUCUUUUAUGGAAGCAGUGUUUGAAACAGGUCGUGGGUGGCUUCCCUGGCUGGAGUCAGGGCUGGGGCAGGGCCCUCCAUUCCUAGAACCACCCCCCCCCCACCCCAGAAUGCCCAGUGCUCUACAGAGCACCGCCUGACCUACAGGAAGGUGGUAGCUGCUUGAGCACAGACUCAGCCAGCUGGGACUGGUGGGGGAGUGGGUUGCGGCUGGGGGUGGG